AUGGAACAGUCAUUGAAGUUGCAUACGUUCGAGAUCCUUACCUUCUACGGCGAUAUGGAUGAACUUCUGGAAUUCAAGGAUCUCUUUUCGACAGCCGCGCAUAGUAACGACAGUGUGCCAGUGUCGUCUAAGUUCACGCACCUCAAGUUAUAUCUCAGAGGUUCAGCCGAGAGCAUUAUUGCCGGAUUUCAAUCGACGGCAGAAAAUUAUGAGGACACAGUACGAACCUUGACGGUUGCGUACGGUAGACUAGAAACUCUUUCGGACAGGCUGUGA
Molecule: messenger RNA, 276 nt
Organism: Cylicostephanus goldi
Lineage: Eukaryota; Metazoa; Nematoda; Chromadorea; Rhabditida; Strongylidae
Source: the annotation of a GenBank genome assembly